UGAAUACCCAUCUCAGUUUGAUAAAUGGGCACUUAAGUCUUAUCAACAGAAACUUCAUGUUUCAUUACCCAAUUCAAGUUUAUCAAUGUCAAUGCAUUCAUCUUAUCAUUCCCAGCAGCAUGUUUCUUUAAUUUUUCCCAGCGGCAUGUUUCUUUAAUCUUUCCCAGCGGCAUAUUUCUUUACCCAUUUCAAAUUAUAAUUGCCAAUUGAGCUGAGGAAGCCUUCAAACAUAUCCUCCUCGAGCAAUUCCAAGAACUUUAUAUUGGCAUCAAGGCUAAGCUCUAAAAUGGUUGAUCUAUCUGAAAGUUCAAAUGGACAUGGAUUCUGAAAAUUGCAGUGCCCAAAGAUAUUGCUGAAAGAGAGAGAGAAAGAGAGCUUGGGAUAGAGUGUAUUAGAAAUGGACAAAUUCAGGUUUAUUACAUACAGAGGUCUGGUAGUAUUUGCAAUUGUUGUGGUCAUAAUAACGGCCGAAAGCAUCUCUUCUAACAGAUAUGGAAGACAAAAGACAGGAAGAGAAAUGGGCCUGGAUAUAAAGGAGAUGGAGGUAACUACUGCAGUGUCUGAGUUGGAUGUUUUGAGGGGCCUGGACCUCAAGAAAGGUGACAUCCACAAUGGGAUACGUUAUGUUAAGUUAUAUUUGGCCAGGUUUGGCUAUCUGUUGCAACAAAAACAGGAACAUGAUGUAUGGGAUGACCUGUUUGAUGCUCAGCUCGAAGAGAGUCUCCGUAUGUAUCAGAAUAACUUCAAUCUUAGUGUCACAGGCUUCCUAGACCAAGAGACACUGGGUACCAUGCACAUCCCCAGAUGUAGCAGGGAAGAUAUACCUGAUGAACUGCUGAUAUUCCUCUCCAAACCAAGUCCUUCUAAGGGCAGUCUAUGGAACCAAGAGCUGUGGGAAUUCGCCUAUGGGAAGCUAAAGUGGAGAAGUACGCAUAAUCUCACUUACGCCUUUUCCCCCACCAUUGCCCAUGCAGAGUCAACCAUCCUCUCCAAGGAGGACAUCCGGAAUGCACUGGCUUCUGCCUUUGACAGCUGGGAAGCAGUGGUUCCACUCAAUUUUUCUGAAACAAAUCAAUUUGAGAAGGCAAAUAUAAAGAUUGAAUUUGUGGCACGUGACCAUGGGGAUGGAGCCCCAUUUGAAGGGCCCAGUGUUGUAACGGUGGCACAUGCAUUCCCUCCGGAGGAUGGCCGCUUUCACUUCAACGUUGACAAGCUUUGGACAACAAGUUGCCAACUCACACACCAUCCCUCUGCAUUUGAUAUUCAGAGCACUGCUGUUCAUGAGAUUGGCCAUGUCAUUGGACUGGGUCAUUCCAAAGUCCAAAACUCUGUGAUGUAUCCCUUUCUACCACCGGGACACAUUAGGCACUCCCUUACUACUGAUGAUAUCCGUGGUGCCAGGGCUCUUUAUGGAACUAGAAUAUCCAAUCACCGAGAUCAACAGGAUGAUCAACAGGAGGACGAAGAAGAAAAUGAGGAUGAGACCUCCCACAUUCACCUCCUCGUUGUUGGAUUUCUUAUGCUAGCUGUUUGUCUCAUAUUCAUAUGCAGACAUCUGCUCCGUCAUAUUUGAUUCCUUCUGUAAAUACUUUCGUGUCUCCUUUCAAAGUUUUCUGCACAAUUACUGGAAUUUGGUUGUAAUUUUUUGAGGGCAUCGAAUUGUUUAAGAGGCUGCACUACUUUGACUCUUUGCUAAAUGUUCCGAUUUGUUGGUUUAGUUUAGCAGCACAAUUUCAAUAUUCUUCUGGUUAUAUACAGCAUCAUAUUUUUGAGAUUA
This is a messenger RNA of Cryptomeria japonica (Japanese cedar), 1777 nucleotides long. RefSeq names its product metalloendoproteinase 1. Gene Ontology annotation, molecular function: zinc ion binding; metalloendopeptidase activity. Gene Ontology annotation, biological process: collagen catabolic process; extracellular matrix organization; proteolysis. The record is from RefSeq and is a predicted model, not a curated record. Bases 398 to 1573 code for a protein of 391 amino acids. Lineage: Eukaryota; Viridiplantae; Streptophyta; Pinopsida; Cupressales; Cupressaceae. Gene Ontology annotation, cellular component: extracellular matrix. The transcript has 2 exons.